CUCUACAGUCCAGUCCUAUGUCCCGAGACCCGUACUCCGUACUCACACCGUUCAUCCAUCAACAACCCAGCUCUUCAGGCGAGCUGAAGCUCGAAUUUGUUUGUUGCGUUGAUUGUUGACCGCUACACCCGCCAGGAUUUGCGUCUCGUUAGGUACAGCAGUAGGCGGCGCCUGUCUCGUCUCAUCCUCUGGAUAUAUCAACCUCUGGAUAUCAACAACAACCAAGACAAUGAGCGGACGUUUGAUUAUAUUGCCAAAGAAAAGCUGGCAUCCCGGAAAACGGGAGAAUAUCGAGAAAGUCCUUCGAGAUGAGAGGCUGGCUGCCGAGGAGGCAGCAGCGGCUCGGGAGAGGGCGAGGGAAAUUACCCAGGAAGGAAUUGUGGAAACCCUGACAAAGAAAAGGUCGGCUUCCGAGACAAUCGAAGGCGAGGCAAACGCGGCCUCAGGGACGCCGGCCAGCCGGAGGCGACGAGGUCAAGACAAGCGACGAAGUCAAGACAGGGACGAGGAAGCUCUCGGAGGAAAGGGGCAAGGCUGGGGAGCUACGCUCCAGCAUGUUAACUUGUUCAGUGACGCCGAACGAGAGGCGGGAAAGAUCCUUGGGCAGAACAGUGACCAUCAGCGCGAAAAAAAAGAGCAGGAACUGCAAAGACAACAGCGCUCGGGGCUAGCUCCCACCGCUCUUGGUGAAGGAUCGGCUGAGCUGAAAGAUAAGGAGUCCCAACCUUGGUACACCCAACUACAACCACAGUCGACCGCGUGCGUGUCGAAGGUAGCGGCACGCACGGUUCGGCUGGGAAGAGAGGUGACGGGACAAGAGGCGGAAGAGGCCAUCAAGAGAGAUCAGGGGCGAAAGGGCCAGGCAGAUCCCAUGGGCUCCUUGUUUCGAUCUGGGGCGCAACCGAUGCGAGGGAGUCUGCCUUUGGAAAGAAGGGGAACGUCUUACCAGCCGGAAGCGGCCACGGCAAACCUGCCUGGCGCUGCCGGGUUGUGUGUGGAUGAAGCCACUUCACACAGCAACAGAGGAAAACACGCCGGGAAGGCCAAGAAAGUCAAGAAGGACAAGAAGGGCAAGAGGGACAAGAAGAAACACGCCAAAGAGAAAAGACAUUCCACAGAGACGCGGACACGCAGCGAUCGGGAUAGAUUCGCCAGGAGACACAGCGACAGUGCUGCCGGGUUAUCUGGAGGCCGCGCGGAUGAAGCGACGGAUGCUCAACGUGAACAAAAAUUGAAGGAUCUGCGUAGCCGACGCUUGGCGCGUGAAGGUGGUGAACGAGAGCGACAGAUUCGACUCUUAGCUGAACGGGAGAUGGCUGGCCAAUCCCUUCCGGACGAGCGAACGAGGGCCUACAACAACCAGUACAACGCUCCUGCUGCUCGGCAAAAUAGAAUUCGAUGAAAAAGAAGAAAGUUGCGAAAACAUGAGAAGAGCCGAAGACAAACAAGCUGUUAUCAGAUAUUGCAAUGAGUGUUCGCCUGUUCGCUGCACCUAAAUAGUCAGCACCUAUGUCAACGACGGGAGUCUGUAUCUCUCAGGAUUAUGGCUGGUGAGUGGCUACUCAAAAAGCGUAAGUUUGCAUGAGUCUGUCCAACGU
Molecule: messenger RNA, 1598 nt
Organism: Ectocarpus siliculosus
Lineage: Eukaryota; Phaeophyceae; Ectocarpales; Ectocarpaceae
Source: the annotation of a GenBank genome assembly